Molecule: messenger RNA, 3717 nt
Organism: Melanaphis sacchari
Lineage: Eukaryota; Metazoa; Arthropoda; Insecta; Hemiptera; Aphididae
Product: AF4/FMR2 family member 4-like
Exons: 3
Coding region: 634-2499 (621 amino acids)
Source: RefSeq, a predicted model, not a curated record
GACGACAGUCAGUGCGCACACCGAUACGUAUCGCGACCGGCUGGUUCGAACACGCGCGCGCACGCACGCACUGCCCAUAUAUUGUUUAUUGUGUGAUAUAAUAUUAUAAUAAAUAAUAAUUAGAAUAUUUUGUCCUUCUCACAGGGCUUGUUGACCGAGAGAAUUUUUCGCGUUCAGUGUAUCGUUUAUUUAGUCUUUUUGGUCGCGUGCCCUCGCGGGUUAUAGAUUCGAAUUUUAAACGUGCCCGUCGUUGUGUACAGUUUUCCAAACGUUGCUCGCGUAUAGACAACUCAAUUCGAUAAUAAUUUUAUAGAACUUCAAUAUUUUGAAUUUACCCGUUGCCAAAAAGUUUAACCGGUUUUUAUCAAUUUUCUAUCCCUCCGAUGAUUCGGCGGUCGGUCGGCAGUGCGAAAUAAUAUUAUUGACUGUCCGUAGCGAUCAUUAUUUACCUACGUCCAUUCGUGUUGCUGUUGUUUCCAUUACCCGUUCGGUGCACUUAUCCGUCGACGUUUUGGAUAAAUACCACAACUGCACUCGGUGCGCGGGACGAGCUAUAAACCCCGUCGAAGAAACGCAUCUGUGAUUAUAUGGAGGAAUUGCAGAGACGACGUCCGGUCGGUUAGGUUAGGAGGCAUGACCGGAUCGUUGCGUCUGAGCGCUCUGCUGUUGCUGUUGCUGUCCCGCUGGGCGUCCGCGGACCUCGAGAAGGGCGAGGACGAAUACGUCCGCAGCUGGGUCAUCAUCGAGGAACAGUUGGUGCCGCCGUCGAGAGACGAACUGUUGGCCACCGGCAACGUGGGCGCCGCCGGCGGUGGCGUCGGCGGUAGUGUGGCCGGUCGGCGGAUCACGCCAAAGUCGGUGUUUGUCGCGCCGUCGUUCAACAAGUGUUCAGACGGUUACCGGCCCGACAGCAUGGGACGAUGCGUCAAGGUGGUAAAGAUCAACCAGGCUGCCCAGUGGGACUUUUUGAUCAAGCAGCUGAACUCCAUGUACGGCGCCGGUACAGGUGGCGGUGGAUUUCCCAUGUUGCCGGGCGCCUCGGCGUACCAGCCGGCCACCACCACGACUACCGAGCCGCCGUCGAUGAAGACCGAUAGCCCUGGACCGUUUCAAUUGAACAUACCACUGGGCGGCGGCGGCGGGGUCGGCGACGCAGACAACCAGACGAUGGACCCUGCGGAUGAACUCAUCGCCGGCACUACCACCGCGGCCAGCAGCACCACUACGACCAAUCCAACUACCACUACCGCUGCUGCUGCCACUACCACCGCUGCUGCCACUGCCACUACUACUACCGUCACCUCCACGACUGUCGACGAUGACGCCGAUGAUGUCGCCAUCACCGACCAUUCCGUUACGACUACGGUUGACGCCGACCCCGACGACCGCACUACUGCGACUGUUACCGCGACCGCUGUCACGGCGGAUGCAGUGGAUACCGCCAGACCACGACCAUACCGUAACCGUUACCAGACGACGCAUGCAGAGGACGCCAUCACUGUCACUCCGCCUUCUGACGACUCGACUACCACCGUGACGUACGCUAAAACAAAGUACGCAGACAGCAGUAAAACUACCAUCGCCGGGACGGAAGACUCGACUCAUCAGACCUUCAAGACGACUGCUAGUGCGUCACUCUCAUCUUCGUUUUCGUCCCCCGUAGUUACCACUACCGCGGUUGACGUGACAGAGACUGAAAAUCCGGUGACGGCCGCCACUCCGCUAGAAACCGAAGAAGAGGACGUAGUGACGGUGUUGGCUGUGGCUGCCGCCGCAGUUGACGGUGACAACGGUAGUGGUAGACCGGUUAGUACCACACAGUUGCCGCACACAACGGGUGGAAGGACUCAAUCAUCGGUCACGGACACGGUCACACCCGAGUACUACGAUGAUCAACCGGAAGAGCCAACGUCGUCACCGGAACCGGAUUGUUCGGCUCCGAACGCAUAUCGGUAUUACGCGGCAUGCGCGGGUUUCCGGCAGCAGCAAUUUGAACAAUUUCAACAGCAGCAGCAGUUGCUCCAACAACACCAGCAGCAGCAACAGCUGUAUCAGCAACAGCAGCAACAAUUCUAUUACCAACAACAACAACAGCACAACCACAUGGCCACCGAGUUAGUUAAGCGUCCGGCCGCCGGCGGGGGCGUGCAAGUGCGGUUCCCGGGAGACGAAGACCCAGUUUCGGCGACAGCGGCGGACAGUGCAAACCUGAUCAGGUUUCCCGGACCAGCCCCGUAUAGGACCACCAAUAAGAUGUACGAAAGCAGCAGACAUCCCACGUGGUGGCCAACGGGAUGGUCGGAUCAUCAGCAACAACAGCAGCAGCAGCAGCAGUACCCCGACGACUCGGUGCAGCAGCAACACCGGCUACAGCAUCACCUGCCGCAGCAGAAACAGGAUGUCCGGCUCUGGGAAUUCGGGUCCAGACUUCCAAAAACCACGUCGACCACGACGGUUGUCCCAGCACCCCCGGCACAGUGGUACCACAGGUUUUUCUGAACAAGUAUACCUACGCGACCGUACCUUUCCGAUCAUCAUAAUACUUAUUUUAUUAUUAUUAUUAUUAUUUUCAUUUUACGCUAAAUAUCAUAUAAUUAUUCACCCCCCCCCCCCCCACGCCGUUCAAUUCAUAUAUUUUUAUCUUUUUUUUUAAAAAUAAGGUUUUACUCAGUAUUUCGCCACUAGUUUAUUCAUUAGUUAAUACUUAUUAUUAUUAUUAUUAUUAGUAUUGUAUUUUUGUUGCCAUAUUAACGUCCGUAGAAUAAUAUUAGAUAUUCGUGUUUUAUAUUUUAUUUUAGUCACAUGGGUUGUUUAUAGUUUCAGCUUCAACUACGAAAAUAAUUAUAACCGUAGUAGUAGCAAGUAUAGCGUAUAAAAAUCCUAUAAACAUAUUCGUGUGUAUAUAUAUAUAUUUGUAUUUUACACAGCAUAUAUACAUAUAUACGCACACAUAUAUAUAUUAAUAUAAAUAUAUAUAUAUAUAUAUAAUCAAUAUUACGAUUUAAGGGUAACAGAAUAAAAUUGCCACGCUUUAAUAUAAUAAUUAUAAUAUAUCCGAUUGCUAUAUAUUUUAACGUUUUGUCAUAAGACCAAUAACAUAUUAACCUUACUAUGAUUAUUGUUUACUUAUUGUUUGUUUGUUUUUAUAUAUAUAUAUUUAUAUUAUAUAAUAUAAAUUAUAAUAUAAUAAUUUAAUGUAAAUAAUCUUUAAGCGUGUUCCUAUUAUAAGAUCACGGCCUCUAGUUGUGCGAAUAGCUGCUGCCGCUCGAUGUAUUAGUAUGUAAAUAAUCAGUAUCACAAAAAUGUACAGUACGCAAAUGCAAUACAGUGUAAUAUAAUACUUACAUACAGUUCAUAUUACUAUUACCAUAUAUAAUAAUUUAAUAAUGUUAUUUCAAUAUCGACGAAUGAAUCACGCGCUAUGGCAUAGUACAAUUAUUAACGUCAGUCAUGAUAAUUCCGCCUACGCAUUAUGUUUUUAUAAUACUCUACAUAAAGAUCGAACGAACUAUAUUAUUAUAAUAAUUAUUAUUGCUGUAUUGAAUUUAUUAUACGAAACACAAACUUUAUUUUAUAGCGUUUUAAAAAUCAAGUAACCUGCACCUUCGCAGAUGUGCUCGCAACUCCGCCGCAAGCUCAGUGCUAUUAUUAUUAUACAUAAUUAUAAUAUUUUUAUAUUAUACACCAACUUGAAAUAUUUUUUAAUUGAUUUUUUUG